This is a messenger RNA of Histoplasma capsulatum G186AR, 1708 nucleotides long. Its product is annotated as RNA 3'-terminal phosphate cyclase. Gene Ontology annotation, cellular component: nucleus. The coding region runs from base 113 to 1708 and encodes 531 amino acids. Gene Ontology annotation, molecular function: RNA-3'-phosphate cyclase activity. Gene Ontology annotation, biological process: RNA processing. The transcript has a single exon. The record is from RefSeq and is a predicted model, not a curated record. NCBI's taxonomy places the organism in Eukaryota, Fungi, Ascomycota, Eurotiomycetes, Onygenales, Ajellomycetaceae.
GGGCCAAAUUAAUCCAGACAUCCUAGGGAACUUAGCAACGACAGGUGCUGAAAAACAAAGCCUCCUUCCACUACAAGCCGAAUUCAAGCAAGAUCGGGAGAAGGCGUGAAAAAUGUUACAUUUGGACGGUAGCAAUUUGGAAGGGGGUGGGCAACUCGUCCGCAAUGCGCUCACUCUCUCUGCAUUGACGGGAAGACCAGUGACAAUCAGCAACAUACGAGGGAAGAGGAAAGGUCCUCGGGGUUUGAGGCACUCUCAUACAGCUGCUAUACAGUUCCUCGCUGAAAUUUGUGGCGCGCGCAUUGUUGGUGCUACAGUGGGAUCCUCUGAAAUUACGUUCUAUCCCCGAGAUACUGAAAAUGCAUUAUUGAAUGGUGGAACGGGAGGUGAUGAGUCACCGUCUGUACUGCAAGUGAGGGCGCGGUUGCAUCCCAUCCCUUUGACAUCUCCAAUCCAAUCCGAAUACAACAUCCGCCUUACAACUCCUGGUUCUAUCUUCCUCAUCUUUCAGGCCUUAUAUCCCUACCUCAUGUAUGCCGGUGCUCGCCUACACACUAAAGGAGAGGUCGUGAGCGUCACACCGGCUAGCAGAGUGAUCAAGUUGAACAUCACCGGCGGCACAAAUAUAUCAUUUUCCCCGACGUAUGACUACGUAUCUCAGGUUCUCAUUCCUACCUUCGCAAAGUUGGGCCUACCAAGUCUCUCUGUUAAAUUAAAUCGCCGCGGGUGGAGUACCGGCACAGUCCAGAUUGGUUCAGUGUCAUUUGAAAUUGAGCCUCUUGCUAUCUCCAGUGUGAGGAGGGUUCCCCCAGGACAAACAGAAUCUUCCUGCUUUUUGCCUGUUAGGUAUCCCCGCAUCAGUUUGGAAAAUUUGGAUCCUGGAUACAUCACCCGGGUCGAUAUCACAGUCCUAGCGCCUGACACCACUCUUCGCCAAACUGCAGCAUUAAGGCAUUCCAAAAAGACCCAUCAUCGAUCUCACAAGAACAGAAAACACCGACAGCACUUUACGAGCCAUCCUGAGAACGAACCCCCCAAAAGAACUACAUUUGUUGAAUCGGAAUUUGAUGUGGGAGAAUCUGAAGGACUAGAACCUUCGUCGUCAGAGGGUAGAGGGUUAUAUGACUCUCCCUCGCUUCAGUCAAUUCGUUCUUUUUUAGAGGAUGCUAUAAUGAAAUCGGUAACCAGAUCUCUAAGGGUGUUCUCUGAUAAUAAUGCCGUAGCAACCAAGCAACCAUCAGCGGAUGAAACACCGGUUGUGAGAAUACACACCACAGAACCAACUUACGACCCAUCGCACAUUUAUAUCCUUCUUGUGGCCCAUACAUCUACAGGAUUUCGACUGGGCAGGAGUCAGUUAUACUCCGAAUAUCAACCCAAAGAGAGGAAUAAGGAAUCCUGUUUUCCAAACGCCGAGGCACACCUCGAGACUUUGCUCUACGGGAUGGUAAAUGAAUGUGUAGCGGGUUUGAUGGAAGAAUUUACCACUGUGACUGACGAAGAGCCAAAUGACGUCCCAAAAAGGGGGACUAAAGGUUGUUUAGACACAUUUAUGAGAGACCAAGUUGUUGUUUUUCAAGCCUUGGGAGAACUGGACGAAGAAGGGAAGGGCUGCAAAUCUGGUAACCAGACCGAGGAACCGGGUCUCAGCCUGCAUUCUCUCACAGCAAUGUGGGUCUGUGAGCGAAUCCUCGGGGUAAAGAUGUAA